AUGGAGAGCAAGAAUGUAAAGGCGUUUUAUAGGAGGGCUCAAGCGUAUAUUAUUGUUGGUGAUUUGGAUUUGGAUGAAAUUGAUAUAAAGAAAGCUCUUGAGAUAGCGCCUGAGAAUAGGGAUUUGAAGAUGAAGUAUAAAGUUUUGAAGGAGAAGAUGAGGGAGUAUAAUAAGAAGGAUGUUAUGUUUUGUGGGAAUAUCCCAACAACUUCCUGCAAGAAUGGUGAGAAUGGUGUGAAGUACAUUGAAAAUGAUACUUUUUUUCGUGAGGAAGAAAAGAAGCAAACGAAAGUGUUGAAGGUUUCCUGCAAUUUGAACAAUGCAGCAUGUAAGCUGAAGACGAAGGAGUACAAAGAGGUUGAGAAGCUUUGCACGAAGGUGUUGGAAAUGGAGAGCAAGAAUGUAAAGGCGUUGUAUAGGAGGGCUCAAGCGUAUAUUAUUGUUGGUGAUUUGGAUUUGGAUGAAAUUGAUAUAAAGAAAGCUCUUGAGAUAGCGCCUGAGAAUAGGGAUUUGAAGAUGAAGUAUAAAGUUUUGAAGGAGAAGAUGAGGGAGUAUAAUAAGAAGGAUGUUAUGUUUUGUGGGAAUAUCCCAACAACUUCCUGCAAGAAUGGUGUUAUUGGAUAA
Molecule: messenger RNA, 624 nt
Organism: Lactuca virosa
Lineage: Eukaryota; Viridiplantae; Streptophyta; Magnoliopsida; Asterales; Asteraceae
Source: the annotation of a GenBank genome assembly